UCUGCUGCAAUGUAAACUUAGGCAUUUUUACACACUGGCAGAAACCAAACGACUGGAGUUCUCUGGAAUGCAUUGUCUGUGAAAUGUAAACUGUUUUUCAUUUGUUUCUGAUAUUAUAUGAACAUUGAUUCCGCGUCUGUGAAAAACCUCCAGUUGGAUUGCUGCGGGGGGCUUAAUAACGUGGACUAUAGCAAGGUGGAUGGUUCAGUGAUGGCCAGCUUGCUGCAGUAUGUUGACCCCUGGGACGCCAGGUUUUGUGUGGCAGUUGUUGCCAUCAUUUUCAACCCUUUCUUCUGGAACGUGGUGGCCAGAUGGGAGCACCGGACUCGGGGUCUCACCCGGCUGUUUGGGGGCCCCUAUGUGGCCUGUUACUUCCUGGGCUUAUUCAUUCUGCUGCUCAAUGUCUACCGCAGUCAUAGCAUCACCGUGGCGAUGAAGGCGGGGCCCAGGUGUGAGGUGCUGGACUGCCCCCAGGUGUUCUGCGUUGGUGCUGUGCUCAUGGCCUUCGGCUUGGUCUUCGUUCUCAGCAGUUUCUUUGCGCUGGGGUUCACUGGGACCUUCCUGGGGGAUUACUUCGGCAUUCUGAUGGAACAGAAGGUGACAGGAUUCCCCUUCAAUGUCAUGGAGAACCCCAUGUAUUGGGGCAGCACAGCUAACUACCUGGGACUGGCACUCAUGAAUGCCAGUGUUGUGGGGGUCAUUCUGACUGCAGUUGUUGCUGUCUCAUACUGGGUCGCCAUCAUGUUUGAAGGACCUUUCACUGAGGAAAUCUACCGGCAGAAGAUCCGAUGCUCCAAACAGCAAUGAGAACAUCUGUGUUUGUGCAAGGACUGCACUCCACCUCAGACCAGCUCCUGGAACACGAGAGAGAGACGGAAGCAGACUGAAGUGCCCUGUAACCAAACCCAAACAGAGCAUUCUCCCUCCUGGACCCAGUACCGUUUCAGCCUGUUAAUGUGUUAUUUUCCAUGUCUGAGACCGGCAUUCCUCACUGACGCCAGCAUCACAGGUAUAAAACUGUGGAGGUGGCUGGCAGAUGUGAUUGGGUGGGAACACAGUGUGUGUGUGAGUGCAUGCGAUGGUCACAGCGGGGCUGUCAUGGCUGUCUCUGCAGAAAUACAUGGAUACUGGAAUAUGAAUAUGAAUAUUAAUAUGAAUUUGAAUGCUGUCCAAUGAUAGGAUGACAUUUUACUGUCAAACUCAAUGAUCAUCUUCCAUUUCUGAUCAGAUCUGAAAUAUUCAGUCUUGCUUUGAGUGUAAAACCCGGUGGAGUCUGUCUGCUGCAUUGUAAAGGCUUCCUGGGAAUCUGUUUACUCCUGUGAAAAACAAGUGAAGAAUUAAGGUUUUGUUCUUGGAAAAAAAACUGUUGAAUUCUGAUGGACUAAUUGAAAAACUGAUUGAAUCCUCAGAGCCUGGGUCUUCUCAUUUAUCUGACUCAGAUCAGGGAUGAAAUGAAAAAAAAAUCUCCAAAUGAUUGACAUAUCUGAGUGUUGGGUCCUCAUGUGGUUGAAUUUAGCUGGGUAACACCCCCCACCCCCUGGUCAUAGACAGACACACUGCGUAAACACUCUGCCAUUGGCCCCUUCAGACACACUCUCUCUGACGCAGUGCCCUGGCCCUGACCGUGCUGUCUGCAGACAGACACGAAGGCUAAGAGAGAGAGACAGCAGCCCAGCUCUCCAAGGAGAAACCAGAACUAUUACACUUUAAUUAGUCCUGGAUUUAAUCGAGUGAAUGAAAUCAUUAAUUGCUUUAAAAACUAGUUCAUUAUUCAUUUUGGGAAGGUCAGUCAGUUCUGAGAAACACGUCGCAGUGAGAGUCUUCUGUACCGCAAUGCAUCAUGGGAUUGAGCUCUGUAUAUAGUAACGUUCC
Molecule: messenger RNA, 1872 nt
Organism: Megalops cyprinoides (Indo-Pacific tarpon)
Lineage: Eukaryota; Metazoa; Chordata; Actinopteri; Elopiformes; Megalopidae
Gene: pemt
Product: phosphatidylethanolamine N-methyltransferase
Exons: 7
Coding region: 118-807 (229 amino acids)
Biological process (GO): phosphatidylcholine biosynthetic process
Molecular function (GO): phosphatidylethanolamine N-methyltransferase activity
Source: RefSeq, a predicted model, not a curated record